AUGACGUCUGUUUACAAGGUGCUUAAGGAGUUUGUUCGCCAAGCUUCUUAUGCUCGGGGAUUGCCACAACCAAGGCUGGUUUACCCACGCCUACUGGAGGAACGUGCAGCCGACGGAAGAAUGGUGAUGCACCUGCACGAACUGACGUUGAACCUCAGAAAGGCGUCGGUGGCGGCCCGAAACUUCCGAGUCCUGGAACAUGAAGAUGGACGCGAAGUGACACGUUUUUUCGACGGUAGAGACCUGGACCGGAAUCUUCACGAAGAUGAAAAACAGUUCGCGACAGUGCACGUCACAAGAACCGACAACGGGAUCGAAGUCGAAGGUGUUGUUGGACCGCACCACAGAAUCGAGCCAAUGCGCACAAUGGAGAGAUCAGAAAACGGCCUGAUUCCACACAUGAUACAUGAAAUCGAGAAGAAAGAACUGGUAGACAUCGAGAAAGCAAUACCUGUAAAAGGUGAUAGGACCGUAAACGAGAGGGCUAAUGUGGGGCAAUAUGUACCCGCAGAAGUCACCAUAGAAAUUUUUAUAGUCUCUGACUGGCCACAUCAUAAGCACUUCAACACAACGAUUCAGUUAAUAUUUUACCUCUGCGUAAUGAUGAACUCGGUUAACAUCAGAUACGCAGACACAAAAGAACCGACGGUAAAGUUCCUUCUUAUGGGUGUUGAGAAAGACCAGUUUAGCAUUUAUAAAAAAGGUGCCGGCGCACAAAUGGAAAGCUCAGGGACCCUUGAGAACUUCCGGAAGUACGCCUACAACAGAAAAUAUGACUACGGUGAACCCGAUAUGGUGUUCUUAAUCACUGGGUUUGUAUUAUACUCCAUAGAAAGAGACGGCACGAAGAGCACGAAUGUGCUAGGAAUCGGCUUCGUGGGUGGUUUGUGCACCGAUCACUUCGUAGCCCUUGGUGAAGACGCCGCUGGUCUCUUCAACGGAAUGCACACGCUCACCCAUGAGGCUGGCCAUGUGCUCGGCGCUUCUCACGAUGGAAGCCAGCCAAAACCGUGGAUUCCUAAAGACCCAGGAUCACUGCGCUGUCCCUGGAAAGAUGGUCACAUCAUGAGCUACGUCGACGGUGGAACUAGACAUCACCAGUUUUCAAAGUGCAGUCUUGAGCAAAUUCAAAACGUCGUAAUAUUGCGAGGAGAGUUCUGCUGGGUAGUGAGCACGACCAUUAAAGGGCAUACGAAACCGGGAAUAUUCCCUGGCAUGGAAGUGGCACCCAACGAGUUUUGCAAGAGCGUUUUUCCGGAGCAAAAGAAUGUGACCGCUGACAUGUAUUCAGACCGUAUGAAGGAUUGCAUGGUGAAAUGCCAAUAUCCAGAAGUUACCAAGUACUGCUACGGUUACCGCUGCAAUUAUUAUACGGUGAUUAAAUCCGUGUACGAACAUGCACUGGACUACAUGUCCUGUGGUGUAGGCAAGGUUUGUGUACGAGGCGUGUGCAAGAGCAGCGGUGGCAGUUUGCCGCAAAGCCCAACCACCAGGAGUACAACAACGACGACAAAGAGAACAACACCACCACCACCACUAACAACAACAACAACAACAACAACAACAACCGCUGCUGAUAGCACCACUGAAUGUCGUUGCGACUGCAGCUCUUCAGGAUAUCCGGCCCAACCAACAACACCAACGCGGACAUAUCGCUGGCGCCGUUUGAUACGUAGAAAUUAAACACAAUUUCUCGCUUAAUAAUGUGA
Molecule: messenger RNA, 1709 nt
Organism: Rhipicephalus microplus (southern cattle tick)
Lineage: Eukaryota; Metazoa; Arthropoda; Arachnida; Ixodida; Ixodidae
Product: venom metalloproteinase BumaMPs1-like
Biological process (GO): membrane protein ectodomain proteolysis
Molecular function (GO): metalloendopeptidase activity
Source: RefSeq, a predicted model, not a curated record